Messenger RNA from Diorhabda carinulata, 1135 nucleotides. Its product is annotated as phosphatidate cytidylyltransferase, mitochondrial. The transcript has a single exon. The record is from RefSeq and is a predicted model, not a curated record. Gene Ontology annotation, cellular component: mitochondrion. Gene Ontology annotation, biological process: CDP-diacylglycerol biosynthetic process; cardiolipin biosynthetic process. Lineage: Eukaryota; Metazoa; Arthropoda; Insecta; Coleoptera; Chrysomelidae. The coding region runs from base 98 to 1132 and encodes 344 amino acids. Gene Ontology annotation, molecular function: phosphatidate cytidylyltransferase activity.
GGCAAGAAUGACAGGUAAAUUUUAUAGGUUAUUUUAAUAAGGAAUAUUUAUAUGUUUUAUUUGAAAUAUUUACUGAUGUAUUUGUAUAAAUUGAGUGAUGAAUACCAAAAUAACUAUAGUACCACCAAUUUAUAAACGAAUUAUCUCAAGAUUUCCUCAAAAUAUAACUUUUUGUUUUGCUUAUGGUUCGGGUGUGAAAAAACAACUUCAAAAUGCAUCUUCUGAUAAUAUGAUUGAUUUAAUAUUCUGCGUUAAUAAUCCAUCAAGGUGGCACGAAUCAAAUAUAGAGAAGAAUCCGUCAGAUUAUAGUGGGUUGAAAUAUUUUGGGCAUAAUUUUGUGUCUCAUUGUCAACAAAACUUUGGUGCUAAAGUUUAUUUUAAUACACUAGUUCCUAUAAAUGAUUUUUAUAUAAAAUAUGGUGUUGUUAGUACGACCGACCUAGAAACAGAUUUAUUGGAAUGGUCAGAUUUAUAUUUAGCAGGAAGGUUACAUAAACCUGUAGAAAUUAUUGAAAAGCCACUGAGUGCAGAAUUGGAAACUGCUCUACAACUAAAUCUUCAAUCAGCAGUUCAUGCUGCUUUAUUGAUAUUACCAGAAAACUUUACAGAAUUUGAAUUUUAUCACACCAUAUCAAAUUUGAGCUAUAAUGGGGACUUUCGGAUGACCUUUGGAGAAAAUAAAAAUAAGGUUGAAAACAUUGUUAGGCCCCAGUUAACAAAUUUUCGUAAUCUAUACCAACCAUUUAUACAAACUUUACAGGACUAUGUGGAUAUACCUUUACCUAAAAUAGAUUCUGAUAAAAAUGAAAAACGCUUAUUACCACAAGAAGAAGCUGUAUCUUGCAGUCAAGAUUACAGUCCCAUAGCUAAAUUACAUCAUCUAAAUCAGCUACCAAGGUGGCCACAAAAAGCUCUUACAAGGUUUUGGAAUAGGGGUAAUUUCAAACAGGACACUGAAGAUGUUUUAAGAGCAAUAGCUUAUGAUCCAGAUUGUGGGCAGAUAGUAAGAAAAUGUGUUUCAGACAUAGUUUGGAAAUCAUCUGUAAGACAAAGUCUAAAAGGAAUUUUAACAGGAGGACUUAUAAAAAGUGUCAAAUAUAGUACUAGAAAAAUUAAAAAUAUGUUCAAAUAAUAA